GCCAUUUCCUAAACCCUGUUAUUGGUCAUCGCCCUCAUUCCCAAGACUUACCAUAUUGAACACAACACCGUGGUUUGUUGGCUCGAGUCCUGCAUUUCCAGUCAGCAGGUGCGUCCCACAGACAGGUCAUGAGUCGCUUCCUGAACGUGCUGCGGAGCUGGUUGCUGAUGGUGUCCGUCAUCGCGAUGGGAAACACCGUGCAGAGCUUCAGAGAUCACAGUUUCCUGUCAGAGAAGCUCUACACAGGCGUGCCAGAGUUUGUGAACGGUCUUCAAGCUAGAACAUUUGGUAUUUGGACAUUGCUGUCGUCGAUCAUUCGCUGUUCCUGUGCCAUUGACAUCCAGAACAGAACGCUGUAUCACAUCACCUUAUGGACAUUUGUGCUGGCGUUGGGCCACUUCCUGUCCGAAGCCUUCAUUUACAAAACUGCUCCUCUGACGAUCGGGGUCAUGGCACCUCUCAUUGUGGCAAGUUUCUCCAUCAUAGGAAUGCUGAUUGGAUACCAGUGUAUCCCAGAGUCACAGGAGGAGGUUGGAGCAAGACAGAAGAAGCGUAACUGAAUCCUGGCUGUUUUGAUUUCCCUCCCACCUCCAUAAUGACCACUAAACAGUAGUGGACUGGUCCGAGUGUUCUGCUUCUUCCUUGAAGAGAAUGACAUCUGGCUGUAUAGUCAUAAUUUCUGUUACACUUUCUAUAGACUGUAUACAGCUUCAUUUGGGCUGUAUUUAAUGUUUUCUAACUGACAUUUUACAGUUCACAGAGUAAUGAAAAACGGUUUUACAGAAAGUCAGGUUAUACUACAAUCAUAAAUAUGUGCCAGUGUAUGAUUAAUUUAGUCUUAGCUGAUCAAUACAUGGAGGUUUUAUUAAGUUCGUUUUGUACUAUCUGAACUGUUAGUGGUAAAUGAUGCUCAUCCUUGUGUUUUCAUGCUCAAAGAUUUCUUUGAGGAUGUUUUAUUUCUCCAGACUACCACUUCCUACACAUAUUUUUAUUCAUGGUCAACCAAAGAACUCAGAUGACUAUACAGUACACAACUAUGCUCGCAAUCACAAAGUCUACUAUUCCUGUUGACCUGUUAUUCUUGUUGUUUGUUCUGUGAUGUCAAAUGUUUGUGCACCCUUUGAAUUCAUGCACAAUUGUUGUCCUA
Molecule: messenger RNA, 1147 nt
Organism: Anoplopoma fimbria (sablefish)
Lineage: Eukaryota; Metazoa; Chordata; Actinopteri; Perciformes; Anoplopomatidae
Gene: erg28
Product: ergosterol biosynthesis 28 homolog
Exons: 5
Coding region: 129-560 (143 amino acids)
Cellular component (GO): membrane; endoplasmic reticulum
Molecular function (GO): protein-macromolecule adaptor activity
Source: RefSeq, a predicted model, not a curated record